This is a messenger RNA of Brienomyrus brachyistius, 3027 nucleotides long. Its product is annotated as C-Jun-amino-terminal kinase-interacting protein 1-like. Gene Ontology annotation, biological process: regulation of JNK cascade. Gene Ontology annotation, cellular component: cytoplasm. Lineage: Eukaryota; Metazoa; Chordata; Actinopteri; Osteoglossiformes; Mormyridae. The record is from RefSeq and is a predicted model, not a curated record. Gene Ontology annotation, molecular function: protein binding. The coding region runs from base 57 to 2168 and encodes 703 amino acids. The transcript is spliced from 12 exons.
GUAUCAGCUUACUGCUGUCUCAGAGGUAACGCAUGCAUGGAUGAAUAAGGGUGCAAAUGGCGGAUAGAGACAAACGCACACCGGCAUCACCUGGAUCUCCCUUCAGUGGCUUGCACAUUGUAUCUCCUCCCCAUUUCAAGCUGACCCAUGACAUCAGUCUGGAUGAGUUUGAGGAUGAAGACCUAUCUGAAAUCACUGAGAUUGCUGAUGAGUGUGGCAUGAGCCUUAACUGCAAUAGUCUGGACAUAAAGGGUCACAUGACACGGGAGUCCAAUAGCGGCGCAGGGAAGGCCGAUGGGAACGUGGCCAGCAAGCUGCAGGCGGAGAUGCUUCACUUGGACCUGAUCGAUGCUGUGGGUGAGAUUCAGGGCGAAGAAGCUGCACUACCCACCACGGAGCCCACAGCAAAAGAAAUAGCUCCCGUUACCAUGGAUACUUAUCGGCCCAAGAGACCCACCACCCUUAACCUUUUUCCACAGGUGCCUCGGACACAGGACACGCUGAACAACAACUCGCUUGGGAAGAAGUAUAGCUGGCAAGAGAAGGUCUCACACUCAUCAUCCCCACUCAAGACAGGAGAUCUGACACCCCCACAUGACCAUAUAUGCCUGAGCGAGAAGGAGAAGGUUCAGCACAGCAGCGGCCACACCAAAGACAAAGGCACCUCCACGGACGGCCCAUGCCAGAGGAGCUUGUCCACCCAGAGCAGUGGGGGCACCUAUUCCAAGGUACCAGACAGGCCCCCCCCGCAGCCCCCCGUGCAAGGCGGCAAGGUCAGUGGGGUGGGGGAGGCUCACCGCGAGCGUAUCCGCUACCACACGGAUGUGUGCCUGGAGCCCACUGAGGAGAUCUACCUAACCCCAGUGCAGAAGAACUCUGACCCCAUUGAGCAGGACAGGCCCUUCCUGUCUCAGCCCAGUGAGAGUAACCGCAUGUCUGUCAGCUCAGAUGCCGAAGGCCCCCCACCCUACCAGCCCCUCCCUGACCGAACCAACCCCUCAAUUAGUGAGGAGGAUGAAGUAAACCAGCUGGCCACCUCCACCGUAGCUGCCCUGGACGUUUCCGCACGGCGGCCGGGGCCCAGGAGGGCCAGUGAGGCUCAGGAUGACACCUUUCUAGGGGCCGAGGCAGGUGCAGCACGGACUUCCAUCAGCUCGGAGGCCAGUGGGCUCUCUUACGACUCGGUGAAGUACACGCUGGUGGUGGAUGAGCAUGCGCAGCUGGAGCUGGUCAGCCUAAGGCAGUGCUACCAGAGCUACAGUGACGACAGCGACUCGGCCACUGUCUACGACAACUGUGUCUCCUCGCCCUAUGAGUCGGCCGUCGGUGAGGAGUACGAGGAAGAGGAGACGAGCAGCCUGCGGCGAGACGCCACUUGCUUGUCUGAGGAUUCCACUCCUGAGGCUGACCUGCCGUUCUCCCGCAAGUUCCUCAAUGUCUUCAUGAACGGGCGAUCGCGCUCUUCCAGUGCAGAGUCCUUUGGGCUGUUCUCUUGUUUCAUCAAUGGGGAGGAGAGGGACCAGAGUCAUAGGGCAGUAUUCAGGUUCGUCCCACGCCAUGGUGAUGAGCUGGAGCUGGAAGUUGACGACCCGCUGCUUGUGGAAGUGCAGGCGGAGGAUUACUGGUAUGAGGGCUACAACAUGCGCACUGGGACCCGCGGCAUCUUCCCGGCCUACUAUGCCAUCGAGGUUGCCAAGGAACCUGAGAGCCUGAAAGAGCAAAGCAGUGACUGGGUGGACAAGUUCAGGGUGAAGUUUCUGGGCUCCGUCCAGGUGCCAUACCACAAAGGGAAUGACAUCCUCUGUGCUGCAAUGCAGAAGAUUGCCACCAACAGAAGAAUGACAGUGCAGUUCAAUCCACCCUCAUCCUGCAUACUGGAGAUCAACUUAAAAGGAGUGAAAAUCGUGGUGCAGAAUGACUACAGAGAGAAUACAUGCAGUCACUUCUUUCAGCUUAAGAACAUCUCCUUCUGUGGAUAUCACCCAAAGAACAAUAAGUAUUUCGGCUUCAUCACAAAGCACCCAGCAGAUCAAAGGUUUGCCUGUCAUGUGUUUGUGUCUGAGCACUCCACUAAGCCUCUGGCAGGAUCCGUGGGGAGAGCUUUCCAGCAGUUCUACAAGGAGUUUGUGGAAUACACGUGCCCAACAGAAGACAUCUACCUGGAGUAGCCUGCCUUGGUCCUCUCUAGAGCCUUGUACAUCAUUGUGUAUCAUAACUUGUUGCAUGAUGAAUCCAAAAGAUGAAAAUCUACAUUUAAAAAAGAGAAUGAGGCAUCUGCUUUCUGGCCAAAACAUUUUCUUAGAUUCAAAGCUAAAUUGGGCGCAUUGCUCAUUAUUAACACAUGGCCCAGUUCUUAUAAACAUCUCAGUAGGGAACAAGCACAACAUUCAAAGCACCGUUGUAGUAUUUCCCUCUGUUGAGUGGAUCUGGAAUAGAUUGGUCUAUCCAUACAUAAAUAUACACACACACACAGGUUUGUAAUUAUAUCUUUGUGGGGACUCUCCAUUCAUUUCACAAGAUAACCUUAACCCCUUCCCAGCCCCUAACCUUAACCAUAAGUAACCAAACUAAAUACGAGACUAGUUUUUUGACUGAAUUCACAUAUCUUUGUGGGGACCUGAAAAAUGUUCCUCACAAUGUCAAAAUAGCAGGUUUUUAUUACAUUGUGGGGAACAUUUGGUCCCCACAACAUAAUAUAAACAUAAUCCACACACACACAUGCACACCCAUCCACACAUACAUACAUGUUCUUGCAUCAAAGUGCUGAUAUACAAAGAAAAUGCUAGAAGCCACAGAUCAGAUGUCUGAUAAAAGGUCAUGGGCAAUUUUUCUGAAGGUUUUCUUUUUUUUUAUACAGUAAACUGUAAUGACAUCAGAUUAGCAGGCAUUUCCUUGGUGACCCAUAUUUGCACUUGGAUAAAGACCAAACAUGUGACAGUUUCUUUGAUUUUUGAGCUUGUGAUUCUCCUGUACUGAAUGUACGCUGGUUCCUGCCAUGUUUUAUUUGAGUUUAGAGAAAUUGGGGGG